Molecule: messenger RNA, 1002 nt
Organism: Adelges cooleyi (spruce gall adelgid)
Lineage: Eukaryota; Metazoa; Arthropoda; Insecta; Hemiptera; Adelgidae
Exons: 1
Coding region: 56-889 (277 amino acids)
Source: RefSeq, a predicted model, not a curated record
GUGCGGCUUCUUAACGCGCUCGCUCGCAGUGUAAUCUUAUUUGGUUUUUUCGACAAUGAAAUCGUUUAAUUUUCCUUUGCUCGCCGCCGUCGUGUUGCUGGCCGACUGCGGUCUGGCCGGCGUUGCCAUUCUGUUCAGCAACCAGCUGAACUUCCUGACGCACGUGAUGGAAAACCAAACGCGAUGGAAAAACGUGCUGAAGGAACGCGUGAAAGGCUUGCCGGACGUACCACACGGCUGGCACAUGAUGGACGCUUUGCCGCAAGAAAACGGAGAGGCCGUGGCCGAAGACAUUGUGCACGCCAUAAUCCUUCACCACCGGCAGGUGGGCUCGUUCGUCAACCACGGCGUGGUGGCGCUGAGGAUGGCUUUCUCGUGUUACACGCUCAAGAACAUGAUGUACCAGAUCUAUCUGAUCAACGAGCUCAUCGUCCGCGACCUGGACCCGUCCAAAGUGGUCAUACACCUGGCCAACCUGAAGCCCGUGAUGGUCAAGCUGUGGGACAAGGCGGCGUUCACCGGCGAGACGUCGGAGAUCUUCAAGAGCGUCUACUGGGAGGUGUACCGGUUGGAAAACGAGAAGGUGCCGAUCAACAGCAAUUACCCGAAGGCCAACGGCAACGUGCUGACCGAGCUGUACGACGCGAUGCUCGCGCAAGUGCGGCAACACUGUUACCGGGUCAGGCCGAUAGAGUUCUUCAGCCAGGUGGGCGUCCGCCCCAACGUGGCCGUGGUCGACGACGUGGAAAAGACCACGGUGAAAGACGGCGAAAUCGCCAAAAUGGUCGCGGAACACUGUGCGUACAUCGACGAGUUUUACACCAACCUGAAAAUAGACACCAUGAACCUGUUGCUGUGGAACGAUAUCCUGCACUUCCAACGAGUCUAAUACGGUAUAGAGGUAUAAAUAUAUUCUACAUCUAUUCUGUGUUGUAAAACAGUGGUGUGAUACUGAUUUUGAAGUUAACUGUACACCGUUAAACAAUGUUAAUAACUAUAAUA